Punctularia strigosozonata HHB-11173 SS5 is the source of this 804-nucleotide messenger RNA. RefSeq lists its product as uncharacterized. The transcript has 4 exons. The record is from RefSeq and is a predicted model, not a curated record. Bases 1 to 804 code for a protein of 267 amino acids. Lineage: Eukaryota; Fungi; Basidiomycota; Agaricomycetes; Corticiales; Punctulariaceae.
AUGCUUCGCAACGAAGGCCGUGGAUCGACUCCUGCAGGCGAUUUGGACGAAGAGCUACCUUUCCUCGGUGUCAAACCCGCGUCGGAGUCUAGACCAGAUCGUCGACAGAGUGGCGGGACACCAAACGUUUUGGUGCUGCUAGCUUGCGUUCUUUGUACAAUCAUUUCAGUCGCGAUUGCCAUCUCCGCUCCCUCCAUCCAGUACCAGAACACCACCCAUGAAGUCCGCCUACGGCGACCAAGCCAGUACAUUGGGCUCGACAAAGUGAACAGGACCGUCCCCGGUGUGGUUCCCCCGGAUCCGCUCGUCAACCACCCUCCGACGCUGACGCAAGUCAGCCGCAAGCAGCCGACCAAGGUCUUUUCGAACCACCCUCGCCGAUUCUACUCUCACAUCGGGGGUAUGAUCUAUCCGGAAGAUCGUCGCUUCCUCGUGACGGACGACGUACACAGCAUCGCCCAGUUUCGCGUGCUCGACUUCGGUAUGGAGCUGUGCUCGAUCGUUAUAGCUGUCCCGGCAGUUCACGAACAGCUUGCCGCGAACAAGACUGCAACCAUUGGCCCGGGAAUGACGGCCCUCAUUCACGUAUUUCGGUUGGACGCAGAUAACGAGCAGUUUUUCGACGCAGCUCGACUUUCCUGGAGGACUCGUCCUAAACGUCAUUCAAAGCAACCCAUGGCCACGCUGACGGUAGAGGCUGGCACGUCCGCGGCGACCGAGAAGUUCGAUUGCCUGGAGGCCUCUGCGCGAGCCUUUGUUAGGUACGAUUCGCCGUUUGUCUUUGAAAGUGGCCCAGCCAUUUAA